AUGUCUACUAGAGUGAAGCUGGGCUAUCGCUGGCUAGGUCCUUUUCGAGUAGCUAGAGUUGUUCCGAAUAAGAGGACUUAUUUUCUUAAGGAAUUAGAUAGGACGAGGUUAAAUGGAACCUUCGCUAGUCGAAGGUUAAAAAUCUUUAGGAAAAGAGAGGGAGUCUGGGAUCCGGUAGAAAUUGAAGGCUCUGUAUUUGAGAAGGCAACGGAGUUAGUAGAACUAGGGCUAGAAGCUAAAGAAGAGGAGGAAUUCGAAGAGAUUAGGAAUAAAACGGCCAAGAUAGACGAGGAAGAAAAGGAUAGGGAAUUAUAG
Molecule: messenger RNA, 315 nt
Organism: Glarea lozoyensis ATCC 20868
Lineage: Eukaryota; Fungi; Ascomycota; Leotiomycetes; Helotiales; Helotiaceae
Exons: 1
Coding region: 1-315 (104 amino acids)
Source: RefSeq, a predicted model, not a curated record